Molecule: messenger RNA, 2996 nt
Organism: Raphanus sativus (radish)
Lineage: Eukaryota; Viridiplantae; Streptophyta; Magnoliopsida; Brassicales; Brassicaceae
Product: aconitate hydratase 2, mitochondrial-like
Exons: 19
Coding region: 1-2985 (994 amino acids)
Biological process (GO): tricarboxylic acid cycle; citrate metabolic process
Cellular component (GO): cytosol; mitochondrion
Molecular function (GO): aconitate hydratase activity; 4 iron, 4 sulfur cluster binding
Source: RefSeq, a predicted model, not a curated record
AUGUAUCGACGCGCCACUUCUCUAACAAAGCAUUCUUCUUCUUCUUCUUCACUCUCGAGGAUCAGCUCUACUCCUACAGCUUCCGCUUCGCCACCAGAAACGUCCGUUCUUAAUCAGAGGAACCCAUGUAGGAGCUUCUCGUCGGCUCUCCGCUCGUUUCGUGUGUGCUCCGCCUCUACGCGGUGGAGCCAUGGUGGGAGCUGGCGAUCGCCAGCUAGUCUUCGUGCUCAAGCUAGGGUCUCCACUCCUUUGAUGGAGAGAUUGGAGCAAAAAUAUGCUACCAUGGCUUCUGAGCAUGCAUACAAGGAUAUUUUAAUAAGUCUUCCCAAGCCUGGUGGUGGAGAAUAUGGAAAGUACUACUCGUUAACAGCUUUAAACGAUCCAAGAAUUGGUAGACUGCCUUACUGUAUAAGGAUACUGUUGGAGGCAGCCAUUCGUAACUGUGACAACUAUCAAGUCACAAAUGAUGACGUCGACAAGAUCAUUGACUGGGAAAAUACAUCUACUAAGCAAGUUGAAAUUGCCUUCAAGCCAGCCCGUGUUAUUUUACAGGACUUUACUGGAGUGCCAGCUCUACUUGAUCUUGCUUCUAUGAGGGACGCAAUGAAGAUUCUUGGUGGUGAUCCUAACAAGAUUAAUCCCUCGAUUCCUGUUGAUCUUGUCGUUGAUCACUCACUCCAAGUUGAUGCAGCGGGCACAGAGAAGGCCAGGGUGAUAAAUGAGGAGCUUGAAUUCAAGAGGAACAAAGAGAGAUUUGCGUUCCUUAAGUGGGGUUCAUCAGCCUUCCACAACAUGCUUGUGGUUCCUCCUGGAUCUGGGAUUGUUCAUCAGGUCAACUUGGAAUACCUAGGACGUGUUGUUUUCAACUCUGAUGGAUUGCUCUACCCUGAUAGCGUUGUUGGUACUGAUUCCCACACCACCAUGAUUGAUGGACUAGGAGUCGCUGGUUGGGGUGUUGGAGGAAUCGAGGCAGAGGCAGCAAUGCUUGGUCAGCCCAUGAGCAUGGUACUACCUGGUGUUGUUGGAUUUAAGUUGGAGGGAAAGUUGCGGGAAGGGGUGACUGCCACUGACUUGGUCCUCACGGUGACUCAAAUAUUAAGGAAGCAUGGCGUUGUCAGCAAGUUUGUUGAAUUUUAUGGUGAGGGGAUGAGAGAACUGCCACUGGCUGACAGAGCCACGAUUGCAAACAUGUCUCCCGAGUAUGGAGCAACUAUGGGUUUCUUCCCAGUGGACCAUGUUACCUUGGAGUACCUCAAGUUGACAGGAAGAAGCGAUGAAACUGUGGCAAUGAUAGAAUCUUAUUUGCGUGCAAACAAGAUGUUUGUGGACUACAAUGAGCCCCAGCAAGAAAGAGCAUAUACAUCUUAUCUCCAGUUGGAUCUGGGGGAGAUUGAACCGUGUAUCUCUGGCCCUAAAAGGCCUCACGACCGAGUGCUUCUGAAAGAUAUGAAGGCUGACUGGCAUGCAUGCCUUGACAAUCCUGUUGGAUUCAAGGGUUUUGCAAUACCAAAGGAGAACCAAAAGGAUACUGUUAACUUCUUGUUUGAAGAAAAAACACCUGCUGAGCUCAAACAUGGCAGUCUUGUCAUUGCGGCAAUUACGAGCUGCACCAACACGUCAAAUCCUAAUGUCAUGAUCGGUGCUGCACUUGUUGCUAAAAAAGCUUAUGAUCUUGGUCUAAAGGUAAAGCCAUGGGUUAAGACAAGUCUUGCUCCAGGUUCUGGUGUUGUCACCAAAUAUUUGGACAGAAGUGGGCUUCAAGAGUACUUAGACAAGCAAGGGUUCCAAAUUGUUGGCUAUGGUUGCACAACAUGCAUAGGAAGCUCUGGCAACCUUGAAAAAUCAGUUGAAUCUGCUAUUAAAAAUAAUGAUGUUGUGGUGGCUUCUGUGCUUUCCGGGAACAGAAACUUUGAAGGCCGUGUUCAUCCACUAACAAGAGCAAACUAUCUUGCUUCACCUCCACUAGUUGUUGCUUAUGCACUUGCUGGAACGGUUGAUAUUGACUUUGAGAAAGAACCGAUAGGAACCGGAAGAGAUGGCAAAAGUGUGUACUUGAGAGACAUAUGGCCAAGCAAUGAGGAAAUUGCUCAGGUUGUUCAAAGAAGCGUCUUACCAGACAUGUUCAAGAGCACAUACAAGACAAUAACAGAGGGGAAUCCUCUGUGGAAUCAACUCUCUGCACCAAGUUCGACAUUAUAUUCUUGGGAUCCCAACUCCACCUAUAUCCAUGAGCCCCCCUAUUUCAAGAAUAUGACCGCUACUCCACCUGGUCCUCGUGAAGUGAAAGGUGCUUACUGCUUGCUGAACUUCGGAGACAGCAUAACAACGGACCACAUCUCUCCAGCCGGGAACAUUCAAAAGGAUAGUCCUGCUGCAAAGUUCCUGAUGGAACACGGUGUUAGUCAAGAGGACUUCAACUCGUAUGGAAGUCGCAGAGGAAACGAUGAGGUGAUGGCUCGUGGCGCGUUUGCCAACAUCCGUAUCGUUAACAAGCUCGUGGGAGGAGAAGUUGGUCCCAAGACUGUUCACAUUCCUAGUGGAGAGAAACUUACCGUUUUUGAUGCAGCAAGUAGAUACAAGAGCGCUGGAGAGGAUACUAUUAUCCUAGCUGGUGCUGAAUAUGGAAGUGGUAGCUCUAGAGAUUGGGCUGCAAAGGGUCCCUUGCUUUUGGGAGUGAAAGCUGUGAUCGCCAUAAGCUUUGAGAGAAUCCACCGCAGCAACUUGGCUGGAAUGGGGAUCAUCCCUCUGUGUUUCAAAGCCGGGGAGGACGCAGAAACCCUUGGACUGACUGGUCAUGAACGCUAUACAGUCCACCUUCCUACCAGAGUCAGUGAUAUUAGACCUGGCCAAGACGUCACUGUAACCACUGACGCUGGCAAAUCCUUUGUUUGCACUCUCCGGUUUGAUACAGAGGUGGAGCUGGCAUACUAUGACCAUGGCGGUAUUCUUCCCUACGUCAUCCGGAGUUUGAGCAGCACCAAGUGAUCAAAGCUUUU